This is a messenger RNA of Durusdinium trenchii, 315 nucleotides long. Lineage: Eukaryota; Dinophyceae; Suessiales; Symbiodiniaceae. The record is from the annotation of a GenBank genome assembly.
AUGCCGAGUUUUACAACUUUGGCUUGGAGCUUUGUGAUCUGCAGGGCGCGUACCAGCGACACCGUACGACCGCGACCGCGACCCCGUACGACCGUGACAGGGAUGAGAUGGAAGAUGGUGAUGUCUGCAGUGGAGAUGGAGAUAGAGAUAUUCCAUGGUGCGAACUCGGGAGAAUGCAAGAAGUGCGUUUUUGAUGGGAUGGUCUUCCACUGCAUGGAAUUUCCAUCGCCCUACAUUUUGGCUGUCAGUUGGGAUUCUCGUCUACGUCCUGCUCCUUCUCAGAGGAAAGUGUCCCUUUUCGACAAUGAAGCCUAA